UCUCUCUCUCUGUUACAGUAUACGACAAAUUCAGACGACCGUCGCGUGUGUGUCGUUCCGACACGUCGUAGUCACAUUCACAACAGUAUCUACCUCAAAACAAUAGUUUUGGUUCCAUUCUCACCGACUAAAACUUCAAAACCCUCUCUCUCUCUCUAGUCUUUGUCUCUUCUUCCCCACUUCACUCUCUGGCCUUCUCUGUUCUCCUUCCCAAAGAUCUGUCUUCUUCUGCUCUCUUCUAUGGCCGAGUCCCCAGAACCGGUCUCUGUAACUGAGCCUGGGAGCUUAAACCCUGACUCGGAUCUGUCGUUUAAUGGCCGAGUCGAGAUAGACACUUCGACUCAGUUCGAGUCAGUCAGAGAGGCGGCGAACCGGUUCGGCGGUUUCGGUUUUUGGAGACCUUCUCACAAUUAUAAACCCCCAGGAGCCUUUCAGGAAAAUGUGGAAGGUGAUAUCAUUAGACUCAAGGCACAGGCUGCUGAGCUACAGAACGAUCUAAUUUUGAAAGAACGGGAGACGCUUGAGGUGGUUAAGGAGCUUGAGACCACUAAAGCCACAGUUAAAGAGCUUAACUUGAAGCUUCAGAAGAAGAAUGAAAAGGAGCUGUUGAGAGAAGAGGUUGAUGGUUGUUUCAAGCCAGCUGGUGCUGUACUGAAGGAUCUAAGCAAGGCAAAGAUGAAUUUAUGCAAGAGGACGGUGGAUCUUGCGGGUAUACGCGGGUCUGUUGAGGUCUUGAACAAGAAGCUGCAGGAAGAAAAGGCUGCACUUGAGAAGACCCGCGAGAGACUUAUGAAGAGGUCUUUGAAGGGUGAAACAGGCGAGAUGGAUGCGUUUGGAAUGAUGAAUGAGGUUCAAAGAGUUAGCAGUGAAGCUCAAGAGUUGAAGAGAACAGGAGAGAGCGCACGGGUGGAGAUUGUGAAAGCAAUGGCUGAGAUUGAAGACACAAGAGAGAAGAUUAAAACGGCUAAGAUCAGAUUGGUUGCGGCUAGAAAGAUGAAGGAAGCAGCCAGAGCUGCUGAGGCGGUUGCAGUCGCCGAGAUUAAGGCUGUUACAGGAAGCCAGAAGACGGACGAGGCCGAUGCAAUGUCGAGAGUUGAAGCUAAUGUUCUGAAGAAAGUAGACGAAACGGCGCAAGAAGUUGAAACCAGCAAGAAGGCAAUGGAGGAAGCUGUGGAGAUGGUUGACACUGCUAAUGCUACAAAACUCGAAGGAGAAGAGACGCUACGAAACCGGCAGUUAGAGAAAGGACAGAGGAGAAGAUUAUCUUCGUCAGUGAACAACACAGCCAAGUUCAAGAGCAGAAGAGAGACAACAACAACAACACCAAGAACGACGCGUCUGAUGGAUGUAAACGGUCUGCAUCUGACGUAUGAUGAUGUUGCUGUUGGUUCAUCAUCUUCAGUACCUGUCUUGAAGGCAACAAUGUCAAUCGGGCAAAUACUCAGCAAGAAGCUACUUGUUGCUGAGGAUUCAGAUGCGAUGAAUGUUGCUAGCGAGAGGAAGAAAAUGUCGUUGGGUCAGAUGCUGGCAAAGAAUAGCAAUGAUGAUGAAACUUGGAGCAAGAAGAGUGAAGGGAAGGAGAAUGGGAAAAGAUCAUUGACUCGAAAGAGAUUUGCUAAGAUCGCUAUGUUGCUGAAGAAAGAGAGCAAGAACAAGAAGAAGAUAGCUUUGAAGUUGAGGUGAUAGAAAUGAUCUGUGUAUGAUGACUUCUUGCUUGUGUUUUGUUACAAACAUUCUAUUAAGAAGUCUCUUCUAUAUC
Molecule: messenger RNA, 1759 nt
Organism: Brassica napus (rape)
Lineage: Eukaryota; Viridiplantae; Streptophyta; Magnoliopsida; Brassicales; Brassicaceae
Product: WEB family protein At2g38370
Exons: 2
Coding region: 241-1683 (480 amino acids)
Source: RefSeq, a predicted model, not a curated record